AUGGCGUCGAGUGUUCUGUUUCUCUUGUUCAUUACACUGCCAGUAUCAUUUGCAAAAGAAAAUUAUAGACGGGAAGGUUUUUUUGACCGAUUAAGCACUGGGAUGAAAUUUGCACAUGACUUCCUAGGUUCGGAGUCUGUAGCUCUAAAAGUAGCCAAUUUUGUGGUGCGAGCUUUCAACACUGUUAACAAUCCAACAACGUCGCGUAAAAACCAACCGCAUCCAAUUAAAGAUGAGUACACAGAAGACAGCGAUGAGGAUACAUUCCAGGAAAAUCAACCAAAUACUAAUCUUUACCAAACAUCUAACUUUAUGUCACCAUGGCGGCACAUUAUCCGCCUUUUAGGAUUACAACCAAAUCAAUUGAGCGCAGUUGCAGUAAACGCCCUUGUUUUUGUAGCACAAAUGAUAUCAACUUUCCUUUCCGGCUCGCUGCGGCCCGGCAAGACACAUCGAUCUGAAGAUACUACAGCGUGGCUACUGAAUAAAAAUUCAAAACAGCUUCAAGACCUUAUUACUGCUGCCAAAAACGAUUCUCUACCAGAUCAUAUCGAAGAUCUUAUUAAUGAACAAGAGUCUGAAGAAGAGACAAGUUGUAUACGUUUACUAGUUUGUAAAAUAACACCUUUUAUAAUUAAAAUGCAAAGUACAGUGUUCGGUAAAGACGACCCAGCAAGUAAAAACAAUUUUUCCGAUUCAUCCGGUGCUGCAAUACUUUACCGCCAUCUACCGACAACAGAAGAAAUUCAUAGUCGUAGCGACAUAUGCGAAAGUCGAUACAAGGGAUGCAAUUUGAAUGAAUAA
Messenger RNA from Parnassius mnemosyne (clouded apollo), 804 nucleotides. The record is from the annotation of a GenBank genome assembly. NCBI's taxonomy places the organism in Eukaryota, Metazoa, Arthropoda, Insecta, Lepidoptera, Papilionidae.